AUGACACAAAAGAAAAUGUCUAAACAUUUGCGUACCUAUGAAGACUUCAUGAAAAUACCGGUGUUUUUCUAUAAGACCAUCGGAGAAGAAAUUUUCGAUUAUCGUUCUACUAACCGCUGCUUGAGUCUCUUAUUAAAGUGCUUACUUUAUGCGGGUUUUGCGAAUUUCAAUAUUUUCGUAUUGGGCGAAAUAAUAUUUUUCUAUAAGGCCGUUCAAUCCAAGGACACAGUUUUGGGUGCUAUAGCGGUGGCACCCUGCAUAGGUUUCUCUUUGGUGGCCGAUUUUAAACAAUUAGCUCUAGUGCGUAAUAAGAAAAUCGUUCAGAAACAUUUCGAUCAAAUGGAAAAUAUAUUUCCGAAUACCAUUGAAAAACAGGAACGAAAUCGUUUACAACAUUAUGAACGCAUUAUGCAUCGUGUCAUGAUUGUAUUCUCCAUAUUGUGUCUGGCCUAUACCUCCACGUUCAGUUUGUAUCCCGUAUGUAAAUCUUUCGUUGAGUAUUACUUUUUAGGGGCCGAGAAAUUUGAGCGCAGAUUUGGCUUUUUAAUUUGGUAUCCAUAUGAUCCGACUGCUAAAACUUGGGUCUAUUGGUUAACUUAUUUGCUUGAGGUUCAUGGAGCCUAUUUAGCUGGUGUGGCAUUUUUAUCGGCCGACUUAUUACUGGUUUCAUCGGUGACUCAACUAAAUAUGCAUUUUGAUUACUUAUCAAUGGAAUUGGCCCAGUAUGAACCAGAUGCUAAGCAUGAGGAAAAGGAUUUAGAGUUCUUGAAUCGUAUUAUAAAGCAGCAUGUAAACUGUAUGGAGUGA
Molecule: messenger RNA, 807 nt
Organism: Lucilia cuprina (Australian sheep blowfly)
Lineage: Eukaryota; Metazoa; Arthropoda; Insecta; Diptera; Calliphoridae
Product: odorant receptor 67c-like
Exons: 1
Coding region: 1-807 (268 amino acids)
Biological process (GO): detection of chemical stimulus involved in sensory perception of smell; sensory perception of smell
Cellular component (GO): plasma membrane
Molecular function (GO): odorant binding; olfactory receptor activity
Source: RefSeq, a predicted model, not a curated record